Messenger RNA from Naegleria lovaniensis, 1527 nucleotides. RefSeq lists its product as uncharacterized. Bases 1 to 1527 code for a protein of 508 amino acids. The transcript is spliced from 2 exons. Gene Ontology annotation, cellular component: cytoplasm. Gene Ontology annotation, biological process: protein transport. Lineage: Eukaryota; Heterolobosea; Eutetramitea; Acrasida; Naegleriidae. The record is from RefSeq and is a predicted model, not a curated record.
AUGAUAAGGGCAGAAUUAUUAAUUUAUUUUCCAACUAAAUUGUACUUUUCGGGAGAGAAAAUUGUCGGAUAUGUCGAGUUAAGGCUUCCAUCACAGAUGGGCAUUUACGGAAUCAAAAUAGAUGUAUUUGGUCGCGAAUACUAUACAACCAAUUUGCAACAAGCACUCAAGACAAAUUCUAAUACUCGAGUCACUCGUAUCUUUUAUGAAUAUUCGACAAAACUCGAAGGUAGAGGAAGCACAAAGAAAGAAGAACGAGAGUUCUUUGGUCUAUUUAAAAAGCAGGUGAAUACCGUCCUUCCCGCUGGUGUUUACAAGUACGAUUUUGAAAUUCAACUACCUGAUUUUAUACCACCAACCUAUCGUACCAAUCAGUCAGCCCUUACUGGAUCGAAGAGUAAUUACGGAAUGCCAGCAAUUGACUAUGAGUUAAGAUGUACGUGCAUGAACUCGGACAAGAGCGUAGGAGACUUGAUAUCGUCUGCAGCCAUUCCGGUUGGAGGCUCUUUAAUGACUCCUUCUUUCAUGGGAUCUAACUCAACUCCGUUCACAGACUCAAAAGUGAAGACAUUCUUGUUUGCCAAUGGCCAAAUUAACACAAUGCUUCAAAUGCCUUCUCGAGUUUUCCUCACUGGUGACUAUCUUCAUGGUCAAUUGACCUUGGAGAAUACUUCACAAAAAACAGUGUCGGAAUGUACAAUGUCAUUCAUUCAGAGAGUCGACUGCUUAAAGUCAGGUCAAAAGAUUCCAAUCAAAAGUGACGUGUACGUCAUUAAGAAGAUUGUUAUCGGAGAGUUGAAAGCAAAAGAAAAGAAGACUUUAACGUUAAAUCAACAAACGGGUGUCAAGGUUCCAGACUUUUGUGUUGAAAGCAUUUUCCCUUAUCAAAAGAUGGGCACGCUUGUCAAUGUAGGCUACUUUAUCAAGGUCACGGGUAAACUCUCCUUGGCCACUGAUCUAGAUUACGAAUGCUUGCUUUAUGUCGCAAACAGAAUGAGACAUAUGGCUUAUUUCCAACAAGUUCAAACAAUGUCUCAACCAUUCAUGAGCGCAGCGUCUCCUUCCCUUGUAAAUACUGAGGUUUCUCAAAUCAACCAAUCUGUUUCUCCUUACUACCAGCAACCAUCGCAGUAUGGUGUGGUGAGCCAUGAGCAGCAACAGAUUCAUUCAAUCCAGCAAUAUCAGCAACCAAUGCAAUCUAUGCCUCAACAGCAACAAGCAAUGCAUCGGUCUCAAUCCUUCAAUGAUCACAUGAAGCAAUCUGUUGAAGAAAAUGUUUCGGUGCCAUUGGAUGGUUCAGCACCACCAGAACAAGAAGCAACAGAGUAUUUCGAAUACCAAGAUGAUCAACAAAAUAUGAGUUUAUAUCCAACAGUUGAAAGAUACCACUUACCACCGAUUCCACUCUCUGCUUACGAGACAGAAGCAAGAAGACAAUUGGAACACGAACAUCAACAACCACCUGUUACAGGGAUGCAACAUGCCAACUAUGACAUUAGCACAGUGAAUUACCCAAGAUAUCAAUAA